AUGAAGCAGCAAGGAACCUCAGAAGAAUUUAGAAGACUGGUCGGAAAGUUGAACAAACACAUGAAAAGAGCAAUCGAGAAGAAAAGCUACAAUUUGGAAGUGAACAGAAUAUGCAGGUACAUUAGAACAUUCUUCGAUCACAAAGACAAUUUAGAGUACACAGAAAGUCUUAGACAACAAUUUAUUAGAUUGAUCGCAGAGUGCAAAGGCAAGAAAAAACCAAAACUCCUCAAGAUUAUUGUUAAAGUAUUGCAAGGACUAUUCACUGCCGCAAGCAAUCAACGAAUUCUUGAAAUAUUUAUUAGAAGUUUCAGAUCACAACACUUUUACGAUAGAAUGACGGAUGUCAUUUCAACCAUUAGCUUUAAAUAUCUUACUAAAUUUCAAGUUCAAAUUAGAGAAUUGAUUGCUGUAGUAGAUAAAAUUAGUUUAGCUUUUGAUCUGCAAGAUUGUAAGCAAGCAGAUUGCCACAAUAAUGAUGCAACACAUCUUGCAGAAGUUAUCCCCAUUCAACAUUCAAUUUCCAUUCAACCACCACCUCCAUUGAUUCAACAAAAGAUUCAAGCCAAUAAUGAUAGUGUCCAAAUUUACGAAAAUCCACCAAUCAUUUAA
Molecule: messenger RNA, 612 nt
Organism: Naegleria gruberi
Lineage: Eukaryota; Heterolobosea; Eutetramitea; Acrasida; Naegleriidae
Exons: 1
Coding region: 1-612 (203 amino acids)
Source: RefSeq, a predicted model, not a curated record